Gloeophyllum trabeum ATCC 11539 is the source of this 3245-nucleotide messenger RNA. RefSeq lists its product as uncharacterized. The record is from RefSeq and is a predicted model, not a curated record. The transcript has 6 exons. NCBI's taxonomy places the organism in Eukaryota, Fungi, Basidiomycota, Agaricomycetes, Gloeophyllales, Gloeophyllaceae. Gene Ontology annotation, cellular component: dynactin complex. The coding region runs from base 6 to 833 and encodes 275 amino acids. Gene Ontology annotation, biological process: cytoskeleton-dependent cytokinesis.
GAAGGAUGAGCCAUAUCGGCAGCGUUUUCUUGGGUGACGUGCAGCGCCAACGCGUCUUGUCUUCUUCGACCCCGCCGACUUCCCCUCUCCCGUCCCAGUCGCCACCUCCCCGAGGUUUCCCUACCUUUCCUGAACAUCCUUCGGAGACUGAGGAGGAGCCACCGGCUCGCCCUGUUACAAUUGAACCGGCCCAGUCUCUAGAGCUACGCAUACGAUGGCUGGAAGCGCUGCUAUAUGGAGUACGCCAGGACGCAUUGAAUCGUAAGGGAAAAGAGAAGGGCAUCGAUCUGAAGAAGGGGGAGACCCUUGCCCGGCGAGCUGAGGAGGCACAGGCAAAACUGGAUGCGGUCGUCGAGGGGAACGAUGGGCUGAAGAGGUUUAUGGAGCACUACGACCAGUAUGCUCAGUUCCUGAGCCCAUCGUUCGCCCUGUCGGGUACUAUACCCAUAAACCCGCCCUCCUAUGAGAACAUGUCACCGAGCGAACUGGAGGCAUUCCUUUCCGAAAUGGAGCCCGAGAUUCGCUCUGCUGACCGCGAUAUGCGGGAGAUUGAAAUAUUAGAGAAGAAAGGCGUCACAGGUGCUGGAAAGCUAGCAGGUUACCAAGCCCUUCAGCCCCGUCUGGACGCGUUGAUUAAGGCGCACGAAGAGGACGUGAAGAUGGCUCAUGACCUUGAACGUCGCGUUGCAAAGUUGAUGGAGAGAUAUGCUUCCCAUGUCGAUGCCCUGUCUGAGUUGUUCGUUGAUUGGAACGAUACUAUCACCGAAGCCGAGAUCAGAGUGACCAAGCUGGAGCGGGAGCGAGAAGAGAAGAGACGCUUGGGUUUUGAAUGAUAUAUUGCAAAGUGGUGAUUGCAGAAUGCAGAGCCUGACGUCCGGCAAUGAUCCACCGGGCCGACCAGGUUCCUGGUAGCAGGUCGUGAUUAUUCACAUCACCACCUCCCGCCAUUCGACGCCCAUUGACAGCAAUCCCGUUGGCCCUGGUUUCUAGCAAAAGGUUGCAGCUCACGUCAUUCCCAUGGAGGUCGGCGACUUCGCCGAAGACAAACCUAGUGAAGAAGUCCAAUCAGGCUUCCACUGGAAUGGGCUAUGUCCUCAGCGACGAUCAGGAUGGAUGGGGGCAUGAUACAAUAUUUUCAUAGGACAUAUGAAGGACAGAGAUCCAAGAUAUAACACGACAGGGUAACAUCCCGCCAUUGCAUCUAUCGCAAGGCCGAGCGCUAAUUAACUAGUAGAAUGUCACAAUCCACCAAGACCAAGGACAAAGGAAUGUUCUCUUAAGUUAUUACACAAAAAGUCGGUGAGUGUAGAGAUAAGAAUAAGAAUGAGAAAGCGAGGCAAGUCGAUACAGAACGGAGAGGAACGGAACGAGCGAGGGACGACAGGUGCGGCGGACAGUAAUAGAGAGAUCGAAAUGACAGGAGGACCAACGGAUGGUAGAGGCGUAGGCAAGUCAGAAAUUCAAAUGAGGGUGUUAGUGAGCCAGAGCAGUGCGAGUCGUGUUCAAUCCCGGGCGACCCAAUCAGUACUGCGUGAGACCAGCUCAAUUGAGUUGUCGCUCGUCCAGAAGAGACGCUCAGUAGCACUACGGCCAGUCCAGCUCUUUUGGUCGCGGAGUAUCAUUGCCUGUUGGGCACCGAAAUUCCGCUGGUCGUGGGCAAACAGUUCAACAUUGUCUUCCAAGGCUUCGUGGAGAAGCUGCAUAUCUUGUAGGAUAGCCUGGAUAGUGCGCACGGUAGCAAGAGUCAAUAUUUCCUUCCGGUUGCGGAUCGUACUCGCUCCGCUGGUAGGCGGUGGAAGGGAUUGCGUGACAUUUUGCAGAACAGUAUGCAGGAUGCGCUUUGUCUCACUCAUGAUCUUCAUGGCUUGAGGAUAGUUCUUGCGGGACACAAGGACUAGAGCCCGAGUGAUCAUAUCUGACGCCAGUAACUCCAUGCGACGCCGCACGAUUACAGGAUCAGAGCCACUGGACGGUGUCCUUGGACGACUGCCGGAAGGGGGCAGGAGCGUGACGGUAAGGAGGACGGGAUGCGCCAAGCGUGAAACGUGCUUGGUAGCCUGAGGAUCAAAGAACGACCCGUCAACCUCGAAGACCGGCACCUCGUCGAUCAUACGAUCCAUCAUGCCGUCUGCGAGGUCGAGGGGAUCUUCAAUAGACAACGACUCCAGACCCAUGCGGGCAUUGAACUGGUCUGUCGCAUUCAUCGACCGAUUGUUGUUGCUAUGCGUGAGUCUGGACUGCGUCAAGUCUGUGUUGUCGAGCUCCAGCUCGACCAGCAUCUCCUUCUUCUCGCCGUACCGCAACUCUCCGACUUCGACGUCGACGUCGCGGCCGUCAGAGGAUAGAAUGGCAGUAGGCCCACCGGAGACCUUGCGUAUGCGGAACCGGUGUCCGUCCAGGAUCUUCAUGUGCAGCUUCAUGUUGAGCAGCCCGAUGGACAUCAUGCCGCCGAUGCAUCCAGCGACGCAGUCACGCAGGUCGUACCAGUCUUUGACAUAGACGUAGGUCCCACUGGUAUGGUUAGAGAUCAACCAAAGGGAAGCAGGAUCGUGUGAUCGACCAUAGCCGAAGGAGUGGAUGGGAGCAUUGGCAGCCUCCGCUCGGGCAAGUACGAGGUCCAUCUGGGCACGACGCGUACUUUCCGACGAGUCGCUCACCAGUAGCAUCCCCGUAAUGGGAUUGCGAGCCUUGCGUUGCAACACAAUGUCGAGGCCAUGGUUAACCGCGGUCACGACAUCCGUCUUCUCAUCUUUAUUUCCGCGAACCAAGAACUCAUCCUCGUACUCCGCUUCCUCCUGCCUCCGCAUUCCAAUCUCAUCCACGAACUUUGUAAGCCUCGCGCGGCUUUGAGCCCGCCCAACACACAAGAACGGUGUCUUCCUAACCCGCCCACCCAUGCCGACCUCAAACGUCACCAAGCCCAACCUGUCCUUGGCGCCUAAGGAGCCGAUAACAAAGUCUAGGGUAUUCUUGAUCACGCGGAUCUUCAGCUGGGCGGUGCUGGGGACGGAGUUGGGCGAUGGGAGGGAGAUGACGAGGAUGAGAUCCAGAGGCGGGUGAGGAAGGGGUGUCAGGGAAUUCGAGGGACCAGACGAGAGAUGCGGGGUGACGAGAUUCGAAUGAGGGUCGAACCGGCUCGCCUCGUCGUCGGCCUCCUCUAGCGUCGACAGCUUAUGCUGCAGGGCCCCCCUGGCCGUUCCAACACCAACACCCAUCGACCCAUGCGACGUGCUGCUCGACAUCGU